AUGGAUUCCAGAAUGGCUGGGGAAAAGAGGCUGCUCCAGUUGGUUGAACUGGAAGAAUUCCGGAGCAAGGCAUAUGAAAACGCCAACCUCUACAAGGAGCAGAUGAAAAAGUGGCACGACAAAAAGCUUAUCAAGAGAGAGUUAGAAGUUGGAGAUAAAGUGCUGCUGUAUCAAUCCAAAUUAAAACUGUUUCCUGGAAAGUUGAAAUCAAGAUGGGUAAAUGGACACAGACUCAAAAAGUAUAAUAGAGGGAUCAAGGAGCAUGAGAAACUGACUUCUCAUCUCGAUGACCCAGCUGAAGAUGCUAGUUUUGGGGUUGCUCUCGAGCAGCCUGAUCCCAAAAGCAAAGAGCAACCAACACUUAGAAUUUGA
This is a messenger RNA of Gastrolobium bilobum, 372 nucleotides long. RefSeq lists its product as uncharacterized. Bases 1 to 372 code for a protein of 123 amino acids. The transcript has 3 exons. The record is from RefSeq and is a predicted model, not a curated record. Lineage: Eukaryota; Viridiplantae; Streptophyta; Magnoliopsida; Fabales; Fabaceae.